Messenger RNA from Nilaparvata lugens (brown planthopper), 2692 nucleotides. Its product is annotated as protein diaphanous homolog 1. NCBI's taxonomy places the organism in Eukaryota, Metazoa, Arthropoda, Insecta, Hemiptera, Delphacidae. Gene Ontology annotation, biological process: actin filament polymerization. The record is from RefSeq and is a predicted model, not a curated record. The transcript is spliced from 8 exons. Gene Ontology annotation, cellular component: actin filament; cytoplasm. The coding region runs from base 48 to 1454 and encodes 468 amino acids. Gene Ontology annotation, molecular function: actin binding; microtubule binding.
UGCUCCAACUGGUGAUCUGUUCGACAUGCGUGGCACUGAUCAGCGCCAUGGCAGCGACAGAGAGCUCCACGCCCGUCGAAGCAGAACUGUCUGAGCUGACGACAGAGUCGCAGACCCUCAGCCCCGACACAGCUGAUACGGUGCGCUCGAAAAGAGGCGACGGAAACGACAAGAGAGAAGCAAAAGUAGGGGAGAAAGAGCCGAGAAGUUUGUUUUCGUUUGAAUUCGUCGACGAAGAGGAUGAGGAGACGCAGAGGAAGAGGCGAUCGGGAUCGCCAGGAUCCGAUUUCCUGAAUUUGUUCGCGUCGAAACUGAAGCCGAAAGGAGGACUGCUAUCUGUGUCCAGUCCGGACAGAGCGUAUCCAGGACCCAUCUCGCCAGAGUGGCAGGAGCCGCUACAUUACGGUGAAAAAUCGUUCAACCUGUGGGGUUUCAAGAAGGCGAUAUUUGGAGCAAUAGUGCAGGCGGUGAAGGCCAUCACAGGUGGUGUGUUGGCCCUCAAAGGUCAACUGCUCAAGGUCAAAGGUCACAUCGUGGAAGCGAAGGGCAAGGUGCUGCAAACCAAGGGCGAGGCGAUCUCUCAGUUCGGAAAGCAUGUGGCCACUAAGGCAUUGCUCAAUCCCGCACCGCACUACGGACCUUCCAGUGCUGGCUCUGGGCCCGGCAUUAGCGCACCAGUCCAUUCGGUAAAAACGGUGAGUUACCCAAGCACUAGGGAAACAAGCUGCCUGAAAAGGAUCAAAAUCCCCGAGUGGGACGGCGGCACAGGAAUGCGCAAAAUCAAAGUGGUCAAAAUCAACAAGUGCGCCAUUCGAAACGACAAAUGGCCACCUGGUGACACCGCUCAUAUCAGUUUUCCUCCAGGUGGGCCUUCUGGAUAUGCUGGUCCCUCACCAAUCUCUGCUUCUGCACCUGUAUACGGACCACCAAUUCAUUCUGCCGGUCCGCCGCCAAUAAUCGGAGGACCCCCGCGUCCAGGGCUGCCUUCCCCCCUGCCACCAAAAGUGAUUCCCGCCGGUCUGGGGCCAAGACCACUUCCACCCUUGCCCCCCCUUAAAGGAAUUCCAUCAGUUUACGGUCCACCUUCGCAUUCAGCCGGGCUAGGCGCACUGCCCCCAAGCGGAGGCGGCGGUUCCUAUGGCCCCCCACCUCCAGGUCACUUCGGAGGCGCCCCAGCCGCCCCCAGUCCGUUCCUCAGUUCCUAUGACAGGCCACAAGGCCCCCCGGCUCAGGGCUACGGCGCUCCGCCUCCACCAGGAAACGAGUAUCUGCCAGCCGCUGGCUACGGAAAGCCCUUGCAAGAGUAUGGGCAGCCGUACAAGAGGGAUUCCAACGCUUUGCCCGACGGUGUACAGGCAGGUCUCCUCGUUCUGAGGCCGUUCAAAUCAAAAUCAGCACUGUACUCACCAGAUCACUCAAAUCGCAGAUCAUCGGAAUUUGAGGAGUAUUAUUGAAAUACUUGACUCCAGCUCAAGUUAAAAGACGCAGACAGGAUUCGAGGACAAAGAAAGAAGCAAGUGGAGACAGGAUGAAGAAGGAGAUAAGCUUAGACGAGACGAGGAAGGGAACACAGGAGGGAGAAAACACAACAGUACAGACCACUUCACAGAAGGCAUAAUCAAGGACUCGUCGAUUUUCCGAACCAAGAUUUUCUUGAAAACCUACCACGGUGACACCGUCGUUUCAAAGCUCAAUUUCAAUCAAAUUAUAGAACAUACAGCUGAACACUAUGAGUACCGUACUGUGUAAAUAGGAAUGAGACUCAUCUUGCCAAAUGAUCAAAUGCCAUUACGGAACUGUAUAGUUUGAAGCAUACCUCGUUAAAAACGUGUUUAACUAGUAAUUAUAACAAUGAGCGAGAAUCAACUAUUAAUGUUUAAGUUUUUCCUUACAAAACUGCUCAAUCUUAUCAGAUUUCAAAAUAACAAAAAAUAUUAGGCUACAAAUGUUGAUACCAUUUCAUUAAUAAAAAAUAUGAGUAUAUUCAAUCAAAUACCUAGGAAAUGAGUAUUUCAAAUGUUAUUUCCUAUUACAAAUUAAUGAUCUGCAGUAUUUCGAAAAAAUACUUAUUUAAAACACAGAUUGAAUUGAAAUUCUUUCAGUUCUAUCAAUUGUAAUACAUUUUAAGAUAUUGAUUAUUCAACACUAUCAGAAACAAAAUUAUUAUUUCAUUAGCUGAGAACGUUACCAUGAUCUAGGAAGGUUGUUAUUUGGUACUUCUUGAAUAUUUUCCAGAAAAACAGCAGAAUUUAUUAUGUACUAUUUCAUUCAUAUGAAGCAUCCUUCUAAUAAAAAUAAUAGAGGAAAUUCUGAAAUUAAACCUCAUCAUAGAAAAUGUGAUUUUCAAAAUAUAGACAUGUUUUUUGUUACUCUACAACUGAGAAAUCCACAGUUAACAUUUGAAAUUACUGCUUGAUAAAGUAUUAUUUCAAUGAUUUUCAAAGAUUUCUCAUGCUGAGGAUUCAAUAUACUAUCAUGUGUGAUUAAUUAUCGAGAAACAUUGAAAAUAAUAUAUUUUUGUAAAUAAAUGUAACGAUAUCAAAGAUUUCUUGUAAUGUUUAGGUUAAAUCUAGCUUUACUUAUUUAUAAUAAACAUUAGACGAUUUUUGUAUUUUAUUGUGAGUGCAGUCAACUUAUGAAAGGAGUGCUGAAUGUACAUUGUUUUGCGAUAAACAUGUAAAUAUGGUGUGUA